Messenger RNA from Tachyglossus aculeatus (Australian echidna), 1424 nucleotides. RefSeq names its product AT-rich interactive domain-containing protein 3A-like. The transcript has a single exon. Gene Ontology annotation, molecular function: DNA binding. NCBI's taxonomy places the organism in Eukaryota, Metazoa, Chordata, Mammalia, Monotremata, Tachyglossidae. The record is from RefSeq and is a predicted model, not a curated record. The coding region runs from base 151 to 1326 and encodes 391 amino acids. Gene Ontology annotation, cellular component: nucleus. Gene Ontology annotation, biological process: regulation of transcription by RNA polymerase II.
AGAUGAAGCUAGAGGAUUCUACCACAAUGAAUUACAUUUAAGGUUGAUGGAGAGUUUUAUGGUACAUAUACAUCUGGACUGCAGGAGUCUGGCUUCCUAAGUAAUAGAGACAGGAAGAGGAUAUUACACGUUUAAAUUCCUGCUUUUUCCAUGCAGACUCCACCCUGCUGUCUAUCUGAUGAGGAGGAACUAGAAAAGCUGCAAAUAAAGGGUCUUGCUGCCUUAAAAGCUGCUGUGGCAGAGCUGAAUGAGAUCCCUUUAAAAUCAACCUGUAACACAAGUAACGGAGAGCAAGAGCAAAAAAAAGACAUGAGUGAAGACAAUGAGCAUUGUGAAAAGCAGGAAAUAACAAAUCAAGGAUUUGGAAGUUCGGGGGCAAGGAGAGUAAGUCGGAAACAAAGGCCCUGUUACAAACAACUUCAAGAAGAGAUCCGAAGGUUAGCAGGUGAACAGGAGUUCCGACAAACUCAAAGUAAGUGUCACGGUCUCUCCGAAUCAGACAUUCAAUCCCAAAAUCCUGAUGCACAAGUGUGUGUGAGUAAGGUCAUGCAAUUAUACAAAAUAGACAAUAAUCCCAAAAGAAAAGAGUUCCUGGACGACCUUUUAAACUUACUGAAAAAACAUGGGACUCCAAUCAGGAGAACUCCCAUCAUGGCAAACAAAGUUCUAGACCUUCAUAAGCUAUAUGAACUGGUGGCAGAGAGAGGAGGACUGAGAGAAGUACAAAGAAACAAACUGUGGCCAGAGAUCGCAAAAAUACUCAACCUGGAAAAUUUGGUGAGAAGCACUACUAAGCUUAGGUUGAAGUAUAUAAAAUAUCUAUCCUUAUAUGAAUAUGAAAACAGAAGUCGAAGGAUCUUGGAGGCCCCCCACACUACCAAGGAAGAAGGAGGAGGAGGAGAAAGACGGUUUCCACAAUUGGUCUCAGGUGCCAGACUAUUUGGAAAACCUUUCAGUCCUGAUACGUCUUCGAGGAAAGAAAGAAAGAAAAAUGAUGUCUUUUGGUACCUUUCUCCAAACCCGGCUCAUCUCCACCAGUUCAAGACAGACGAAGAUGAAAUGGCUGCACAGGGAUGGGAUCCCCAUGCAGGAACUGCUGCAACAUCUCAGUCCCCAAAUGGUCAAAAGAGUGGAGGCAAACGCCACGUGGAAGCAAUCAUGGAAAAAGACAAAAGGAAGAAGCUGAUGAACAUGGCAACAGAACUGACAGACUGCAAAUGCACCAGACAUAUUGAUGGGAUUCUGGACAUUGAGAGCACAGACAACUUUCUGAUAGCAUUAGAAUGCAAAGGGAUAACCUAUAAGGGCAUGUUAUUUCGUCAGUGACUUCGUUGCCUAAUGAAAAAGGCAAUAAAGACAGCUUUAUCAUGGUUGGACUGUUUAUAUAAGGUUAUUUAUAAGAAAGCUUUCUACCGCAUCCCAAA